This is a messenger RNA of Xylaria bambusicola, 2061 nucleotides long. RefSeq lists its product as uncharacterized. Bases 264 to 1952 code for a protein of 562 amino acids. Gene Ontology annotation, biological process: regulation of transcription by RNA polymerase II. The transcript has 7 exons. Gene Ontology annotation, molecular function: DNA-binding transcription factor activity, RNA polymerase II-specific; zinc ion binding. NCBI's taxonomy places the organism in Eukaryota, Fungi, Ascomycota, Sordariomycetes, Xylariales, Xylariaceae. The record is from RefSeq and is a predicted model, not a curated record.
CUCUGCUAUCUGGACAAAAUCAACUCCUCAACCCCUCUCGACCUCGUUACGAACCUUUCGCUCGCUUUUUGUUUUGGCACCAAGUUCUCUUGUGCCUUGUUUUAUGUAUGUAUCCCAUUGGUCGCACAUAGUUGAUAUUCGGGUUCAUUAGCGCCCCUAUCUAGAGUUCCUGUAUAGAGAAUACGAUGAGUUGGAAGUACCGUUAUUGAUAGCUUUUAUUUUUUUUAGUUUUUCUUCGUCACCUUCGAUUCACUUUUCUUACAAUGGCUGGUCCCGGCGGUGGUCCCCCACGACGCAGCCACACAAAGUCUCGCAAAGGCUGCGAGAACUGCAAACGCCGACAUAUUCGGUGUGAUGAAAACUUUCCUCAAUGUCGGAACUGUACUAAACACAAGGUCCGAUGCCCCUAUAAUGAUGUGUCCGUCCCUGAUGAGAGAGCUACGACUCCGGAUAAGCCUGAUCUCAUGUGGACGCCCGAGAUCGAGGCGAAUAUCGCGGAAUGGAAACGCACCGGCAUUUUCCCAUUCCCCAACCUCGUGUAUCCCGCGCCUUCACCGCAAUACUACACUGUCGAGGAGCUGCGCUUGAUUUACCAUGUUGCGUCUAUCUGCCACGACCUGAAUGCGAUUGAUGCCAACAAUUUCACUCUAUGGACUCGCCAGAUCCCCACAAUUAUUGCAAUUGGUGCGACACAGCGCUACGUCAUGCAUGCUCUGCUCGCAUUUUCUGCCGAGCACAUUGCUUUCCUGACAACCUGCCCCUUGGUCGGAAACAUGGCCUACGAGCACCGUGGCAUCGCCUUCAAUGGGUUACAGGAGGCCAUCGGGAAUUUUUCACCGGAGAACUCUGACGCCGUCCUGGCUGCAUCUCUCGUCCUUUCAUGGCAGGCUACAGAUUGGCGGAGCUGGACCCAGCUAAUGCAAGGAACCUCGUCGAUUAUCGAUGCCAUUGAGCCUUGGAAGCACAAAUCCCAGUUUGGAGAGUUCAUCGCAGAAAGCAGCACGUUCCCCACUGCUCCUCCUUCCCCUCAGCCGGACCGUAAACCUAAUCAGCCCGACAAAGCGGACUUGGAUGCAUUUCAGCGCACCAUCAAUCAUCUAGCUAAGGUGGAGGCCCAUCUCAAACAGAACAAGGAGGAUCCCCAGCUCAUUCAGCAGCUUGCUUCUUUCCUCAAAGGAGCUCGCAAGGUCAGCCCUAUUCAAUCUAUUGAAGAUCAAUUUGACCGACUUCGACCUCUGCGAACCUGGCUUUUCUGGCUGCCAGUUGGUUGUCUGAAGGAAAAUGGAGCUUCGCCAAGUGCCCUGUUAGUCAUCGCGCAUUACUACACCGCUGCCAUGAUGAUGGAACGCCUCUUCCCGGAAAUCGGUGCUGCUUACUUCGGCAGCAUGGCAAUCGGACCAGUUGAAGAGAUUGCGCGACGACUUCUUUCAAUCAACGUUUCGGGCAGUCUUGAUGGAGAUGUUCAAACACCACUACCGCUGAUGGAGUUUGCCGUCGACACGAUCGGCGAGUUUCGUUCACGAUUGGGCUGGGUUCAGCCGACGCGUACACAGUCCUUUCCCCAAUUCGAUCCGCCCAACUUUUACAUGAGUGAGCAUGGGACGCCGCCUACUACAACGUACAUGCCUUAUGGUGAUAGUCCCGCUUUCAGCUGGAGUACAGAAGAUCUUUCUUCUAUGCUUACAUCCGAGCCGGAGUGUGGAAAUGGGGUGACCCCUUUGACAAUCUCGUCUCCUUACCACAAUGGCCAGUAUCUCAGCAUCCCAUCUCCUUCGUAUGGGGGAUAUAGCCCAGCAUCAUCGACAUUUGGUGAAGGAUCUAUUGUGUACAGCGACAACGAGGACUUCAGCUCAUUCGACACGGGUAUGGCAGAAUAUCCCCAUAUGGUUGAACAGGGGCAUGGCAAUUUUGGUGUAGGGUUCGUCUCUCCAUUCCAAUCCGUUUGGGUCUAAGUGGCAACACUCAUGGGCAUGCUACCAAUACGAGAAGCGCACAAGUGAUUAACAUUUACGCUCAGGACCACUCGCGCUCAGCAUGCUCAUUCAUCGAGUCACCCUACGC